AUGCCCUCCAAGCAGAAGUCGCCCGCAUACGUGCUGGGCGUUGGCAUGACCAAGUUCAUCAAGCCCCGGGGCAAGGUCGACUACACGGAGCUCGGCUUCGAGGCUGGCGUCAAGGCAUUGCUGGAUGCCCAAAUUACCUACGACGACGUCGACCAGGGCGUCGCCUGCUACUGCUACGGCGACAGCACCUGCGGCCAGCGCGUCUUCUACCAGUUCGGCAUGACCCAGAUCCCCAUCUACAACGUGAACAACAACUGCUCCACCGGCAGCACCGGCCUGGCCAUGGCCCGCACGCUCGUCUCCAGCGGCGCCGCCGACUGCGUCAUGGUGGUGGGCUUCGAGAAGAUGAUGCCGGGGAGCCUCAAGAGCUUCUGGGACGACAGGGAGAACCCCACGGGCACCACCGGCCUGAUGAUGGCCCAGACCAGGGGCUUCACCAACGCGCCCGGCGCCGCGCAGAUGUUUGGCAACGCGGGCAGGGAGUACAUGGAGAAGUACGGCGCCAAGCCCGAGGACUUUGCUGAGAUCGCCCGCGUCAACCACGAGCACUCGCCCAAGAACCCCUACUCGCAGUUCAGCGACGUCUACACCCUCGAGCAGAUCCUCAAGGCGCCCAUGAUCCACGAGCCCCUCACCAAGCUGCAGUGCUGCCCCACGUCCGACGGGGGCGCCGCCGCCAUCAUCGUCUCCCAGGCCUUCCUCGACGCCCGCCCGCACCUCAAGGAGCAGGCCAUCCAGAUCGCGGGCCAGUGCAUGGCCACCGACGCCCCCAGCCUGUUCUCCCGCAGCGCCAUCGACCUCAUGGGGUUCGAGAUGACCCAGCACGCCGCCAAGGUCGCCACCGCCGAGGCGGGCAUCUCCCCGCGCGACGUCCAGGUCGUCGAGCUGCACGACUGCUUCAGCGCCAACGAGAUGAUCGUCCUCGACGCCCUUGGCCUCUGCGAACCGGGCAAGGCCCACGAGCUCGUCCGCAACGGCGACAUCACCUACGGCGGCAAGUACGUCGUCAACCCUUCGGGAGGGCUCAUCUCCAAGGGCCACCCCCUGGGCGCGACGGGCAUCGCCCAGUGCGCCGAGCUGGUCUGGCACCUCCGCGGCUGGGCCAACAACCGCCUCACGCCCAACACGCGGUACGCCCUCCAGCACAACCUAGGCUUGGGCGGCGCCGUCGUCGUCACCGUGUACAAGCGCGCCGACGGCCAGGUCGCCCCCUCGAUCGACUCCGCCACCGUCGGCCAGAAGACCAAGCUCGGCUACAACCCUGCCGUGGAGGCCAAGGGCUUCACCAAGGCUCAGGCCACGGCCGUCCGCAGCCAGACCAAGGCCAGCGAGUGGGCUCUGCAGGAUACGGAGAAGAAGGUCCAGGCCCGGUUCUAA
Molecule: messenger RNA, 1377 nt
Organism: Clonostachys rhizophaga
Lineage: Eukaryota; Fungi; Ascomycota; Sordariomycetes; Hypocreales; Bionectriaceae
Source: the annotation of a GenBank genome assembly